GAAAGGCCUCGGGCACAGCUUAACUUGAACAAAAAAGCCAAACAAGAAAAACGCGGCGGCGGUUGAUGAAGAAAGGGAAAGAAAUGGCGGAAACCAUAUGUCAAAGCACAAAGGAUCCAUGGCGAGUCUUAGAAUUCUAUAGUGGCAUUGGUGGCAUGAGGUAUUCUCUAAUGAAAGCUGGCGUCAACUAUCAUGUAAUCGAAGCCUUCGAGAUCAACGAUAAAGCUAAUGAUGUUUAUCAGCACAAUUUUGGUCACCGCCCUUAUCAGGGAAAUAUUCAGAGCCUAACUGAAGUCGAUCUUGAUAGUUAUCAAGCAAAUGUGUGGCUUCUUUCUCCUCCUUGUCAACCAUAUACUAGACAAGGUCUCCAGAAACACUCUGCCGAUGCUCGAGCGUUUUCAUUUCUUAAUAUUCUCGAACUUAUGCCACGUAUGUCAAAACCUCCAGAUAUGUUACUUGUAGAAAAUGUUGUCGGAUUCGAGACUUCAGAUACUCAUGCAAAAAUGGUAGAAGUAUUGGCAAAUUCCGGUCUUGUUACGCAGGAGUUUAUUUUGAGCCCACUUCAAUUUGGUGUUCCAUAUUCCAGACCACGCUAUUUUUGCCUGGCAAAACGAAAGCCUUUAUCUUUUCAGUACCAGCUGUUCAAUAACCAGCUUCUCUUGUCUCCGAGCCCGUUAUUUGGUAACAAUGAGAAGACAGUGAUUGAUGAAAACAGUCAAUCACAAGAGAACUGGGAUAAGUUAAUUGAUUCUUGCCAGCCAAUAGAAAACUUUCUUGAAUUUACAUCUUCAAGUGAUCAAGUAAACACGGAAACCGGUCCUUUCGCGAAUGCUGAAGUUUCCGGAAAUGACCAGGAAACUUCAGAGACAUUUGUCGAAGGAGAUGAAUUCGAUUUUGGUGCUAUAGAUCAGUUUGUAGUUCCAUUAAGUCUAAUCGAGAGGUGGGGAAGUGCUAUGGAUAUUGUUUACCCGGAUUCGAAACGAUGUUGUUGUUUUACGAAAAGCUAUUAUCGGUAUGUGAAAGGUACCGGCUCCCUUUUGGCAACUAUCCAGCCAAAGAACAAGGGAAAAACAUCUUCUUUAAAGGAGCAGUGCCUUAGAUAUUUUACUCCGAGGGAGGUAGCCAAUUUGCAUUCUUUUCCAAAAGAUUUUCAGUUCCCAAAGCACAUAAGCCUUAGACAACGUUACGCGAUGCUUGGAAAUAGUUUAAGUGUAGCCGUUGUUGCCCCCUUACUCCAGUACAUGUUUGCUAACCGUCAUGAUUUUUCAGCACAAGAAUUACAUUAACACCGGAUGCAUAUCUAUUUCACUUCUUCAGACACACGACCUUUGCGUGUCCAAAGUUCUUAAGCAAUGGCAUUGGGGCGCCACUUGAAUUUAGCCUGAGAAAACUAUGUUAGCCGUUGACUGAGUCGUUGCUUCUUGCAUCAGGUCGGUUCUCGUAGUUCAUAUAUUCGGUAACCUGAGAGAAUGUGUAGAAAUCGUAUUAUAGGUAAUGUAUCUUAGAUGGAUACGGAUACGGAUUAUAGAAUACAUUCUAAAAAAAUCCAAUUAAUUGUUAGGCUCAGUUGAUUUGCCUAUACUCUCAAACUUUAAUCAUUCUAUUAAAAACUCUAUUUAUUUUUACGGUUAAAAA
Molecule: messenger RNA, 1635 nt
Organism: Gossypium raimondii (Peruvian cotton)
Lineage: Eukaryota; Viridiplantae; Streptophyta; Magnoliopsida; Malvales; Malvaceae
Product: tRNA (cytosine(38)-C(5))-methyltransferase 2
Exons: 10
Coding region: 66-1286 (406 amino acids)
Molecular function (GO): methyltransferase activity
Source: RefSeq, a predicted model, not a curated record